CCUCUCGGCCUCGGAGUCAGAAAUUUUCGUCCCUGACUGGUAAAAAGUAUUUGCCCUUUAAUUCACACUUAUAACUUUCAAAGCAUUUGCCCUUUAAUUCAAACUUAUAACUUUCAAAGCAUUUCCAUAAAAAAAGAAAUCCCCCAAAAAUUCAUUUCAGGGUCUCUGUUCUGUUCUGCUCUGUUCUUCCUUGUAAGUUCAUAUUCUCUUAUUCGGCUCCUUGCAUUUUCUCUCCAGGAGCUUCCAAGAUCAAAUCGUUAGUGGGUUUCUGCUUAGAAUUUUCUUUUGUUAUAUGGGUCUGGUUGAAGAACUGCUUUCUGAGGGUUGAGUUUUUUUUCCUUGGGAUUUUAACUUUGUUGAAGGUUUUUAAAGCUUGUCUCAGUCGUACUUUUGCUGCUUCACUCUCCUGAGGUUGCAUUUCUUCAGCAGAAGCUUCGGGUUUUAACCUUUAGGUUUGUGAUCGAUCGGUGAGAGUGCAACUAUGUUCCACCUUUAACUUUUGCUUUUUCUUUCUGAGAUUUUUGCUGUUGUCAGCUUUUGGCCUUUUGUUUCCGUUGUUCGCCCUUUCUCUUUCUCCAUUCUUGUCUUCCCGAUGAAGCUUUGUAAUCUAGGGUUUCCCAAGCUUUGUAGAGUUCAAAUUUAUAGCUUUAAUUUGAGUCCGGUGUCUUGAAAUUUGAAAUCCUUUUUGUUCGUUUACGUGGAGCCAGUUUUGCUCUUAAAAUAUCUGGUGGAAUCGUGGAACGAACUUAUUAAAUUGUCAGCGUUGGGCUUCUUCUUUUUCAUUUUUUUAAAGCUCUCUCUCUCUCUCUCUCUCUCUCUAGAUUCCCUGUCUUUGUUUUCAUGUGUCAGCAUUGGGCCUCUUCGCAUUUCUUUUUGGACCGCUUCCCAUUCUGCUUCGGUUUAAAGAAGACGUUUGAUCUUUAAUUCAACUGCAUUUGGCGUUUGGAUUACUGUUCGUGCUCUGAUGGAAGCAUUUGCCAUAGGAUUUUAGUAACUUUGAAAUAAAGGGAUUGUGCUUUGGUUCAGAAUCAAGGCACAAUCAAUUCCUGUUCUCUUCAUUACAAUCGUGUAGCUUACCCAAAUCAAACACCUCUAUGGGAAUUCCAGUUACGAAAUUGUUUUCGUUCAGAUCAUAGUCUGCCGAUCUCUUUCAUUCGACCAUUAGGAGAGGCUGAGAGCCUAGUGGAUUUCUCCAAAGUUGUGGAUAAGGAAGCGUAGGAGGUUUGGUUUAUCCAUUAAAAAGUAGCCCAAGUGUGUGUGUGAUCAGUUGAUAAGUAAAUGCAUGGAUGGGAGAGAAGCCAUGGCGUUACCUGGGUCUGCAUCUUAUUUUAUGCUUCAGCAACAGAGAGGAGUAGCAGGGUCAGGGCCAGGAGCUCAGACUGGGUUACAUGGACCGCCUGGUAUUCGUCCAUUGUCUAGUCCAACCAUGCCAAUGCAAUCAAAUAUUGGUGGCAGUUCUGCUGGAUCGACAUUUCAAGUAGAGACUUCGUCGGCCAUUACACCCCAUAGCGGUAACGUGAGUGUUCCAGGACCAACUGGGUUGCCGCAAGGAGAGCCUGUUCGGAGGAAAAGGGGUAGACCUCGGAAGUACGGCCCUGAUGGUACCGUGUCGUUGGCACUAUCUCCCUUGUCCUCCUCUGCUCCUCCAGCCUCAUCGUCGAUCGCACCAACUCAGAAGCGGGGUAGGGGAAGGCCACCGGGGACUGGCAGGAAGCAACAAUUAGCUUCUCUUGGUGAAUGGCUCUCUGGUUCUGCUGGAAUGGGUUUUACUCCACAUAUCAUCACCAUUCCAGUAGGGGAGGACAUUGCUACAAAAAUAAUGUCAUUUUCCCAGCAAGGGCCAAGGGCUGUGUGCAUUCUUUCAGCCAGUGGCGCUGUGUCUACAGUGACACUUCGUCAACCCGCUACUUCUGGAGGGACUGUCACAUAUGAGGGUCGUUUCGAGAUAUUAUGUUUAUCAGGAUCCUAUAUGCUCACUGACAAUGGUGGAUCCCGCAGCCGAACUGGUGGUCUUAGUGUCUCCCUUUCCAGUCCUGAUGGUCGUGUUAUUGGUGGUGGAGUUGGAGGAAUGCUUAUCGCAGCAAGCCCAGUUCAGGUAAUAGUGGGUAGUUUUGUCUAUGGUGGUUCAAAAGCAAAGAACAAAACCGUGGCGGGUGCACAGUCAGGUCCAGAUUCUGAUCUACCAACGGAUGAUAAAUCACCGGUCCCUCCAACAAGUGCCCCUUCCAAUCAAACUAUGACAGCUACUUCUUCGAUGGGUGGGUGGCCUGGAUCUCGGCUGGUGGAUAUGAGGAAUUCUCACAUCGACAUUGACUUGACACGUGGAUGACAAUAUCAGCCGUUUAUGUGGCUCAUUUGUACAUGUCAUCAAGUAGUGUGGCAAUCAGAAAGGACAUGGUGGCCUAAGAAAUUCCCCUCUUUUGCUCACCAGUAGAUAAUGGCUUGUACUAACAUAUUUUUGUAGCAUGCGCAAGCACUCCGAGGCCCUUGAAACGAUGCUAGAUCAGUGAAUUCUAGUUAGGGUCUUGCUUGAGAUCUUGUAUUUAACUGUAUCUUGUAGACGUAUCUAAUUUUAGGCUGUGUUUGGUAUGCAUUCCUAUUAUAGAUUUUGGGUCCAAAUGCAAUCUGAAACCCAGUCCUCAAUUUUCUCUUAUCAGAAUGCGUUUUAGACCCAAAAUCUAUACUGAGAAUUAAUGCAUACAAAAACAGCAUUUGAUUGUAGAACAAAAGUUGUCUAAACUCCAAACCUAUCAAACAGCAUGGUGGAAAUGUUUGAGAGCUAAA
Molecule: messenger RNA, 2784 nt
Organism: Macadamia integrifolia
Lineage: Eukaryota; Viridiplantae; Streptophyta; Magnoliopsida; Proteales; Proteaceae
Product: AT-hook motif nuclear-localized protein 9-like
Exons: 5
Coding region: 1283-2329 (348 amino acids)
Molecular function (GO): minor groove of adenine-thymine-rich DNA binding
Source: RefSeq, a predicted model, not a curated record